AUGUCGCGCUCCUUCUAUGUGGAUUCGCUCAUCGUCAAGGACGCGGCGGCGAGGCCGGUGCCUUCCCUGUCGGAGCCGCCGCCGCCGCCGCCGGCUCCCGGGCAGGACUUCCUCAUCCCGCUGGGCGUGCCGGGGCCUCUGGUCAUGUCCGUAGCCGGCGGGCCCGCCUGCCCGUCGCGCAAGAGCGCCGGCGGCUCCUUCUGCGUCUGCCCGCUCUGUGUCACCUCGCACCUGCACGCCUCGGCGCGGGCGGGAGCGGCGGGAGGAGGAGGAGGAGGAGGCGCCGCCGCCGCCGCCUCCCUGCAACCGCUGCUCAAGGGCCACUUCGCUCCCGGAGGAGCCGGCCCGGGCGGCGAAGGCCCGUUCUGCCCUCGGAUGAGCCAUGUCCAGCAGCAGGUCGGCCCGCAGCAGCAGCAGCAGCCGCCCCCGGGCACGGCGGCUCAAGCCUUGGCCCACCCACCUGUUUGUGCAGCGGCCGCCUACGGCAUGAGCGACCCCCGGCGUUUCCACUGCCUCGGCCUCGGAGGUUCGGACGGCGCCGGCCCGCUGCAGAACGGCAAGCGGAUGCGCACGGCUUUCACCAGCACGCAGCUGCUGGAGCUGGAGCGGGAGUUUUCGGCCAACAUGUACCUGUCCCGGUUGCGGCGGAUCGAGAUCGCCACGUACCUCAACCUGUCGGAGAAACAGGUGAAGAUCUGGUUCCAGAACCGGCGGGUGAAGCACAAGAAGGAAGGCAAGGGCGCCCAGAGGAACACGCACGGCGGCGGCUGCAGUUGCGCCGGCGGCAACCCGGGUCGCUUCCCCAGAUCCGAGGACGAAGAGUCGCUCUCCCCGGCCUCGGCCAACGAAGACAAGGAGGUCUCCCCGUUGUGA
Molecule: messenger RNA, 873 nt
Organism: Pseudonaja textilis
Lineage: Eukaryota; Metazoa; Chordata; Lepidosauria; Squamata; Elapidae
Gene: GSX2
Product: GS homeobox 2
Biological process (GO): regulation of DNA-templated transcription
Cellular component (GO): nucleus
Molecular function (GO): sequence-specific double-stranded DNA binding; DNA-binding transcription factor activity, RNA polymerase II-specific
Source: RefSeq, a predicted model, not a curated record